Peronospora matthiolae is the source of this 144-nucleotide messenger RNA. Lineage: Eukaryota; Oomycota; Peronosporomycetes; Peronosporales; Peronosporaceae. The record is from the annotation of a GenBank genome assembly.
AUGUUCCAGCGUGUCACGAACGCUUUUCAAGAUGCGUCCAGCAACGCUUGGGUCACGGAGAGUGUGACCGUGACGGGCUUUCCCCGAGUUGCUCUCCGUCGCCGCCACAAGUUGCGCAUCUCGUCGACACUGCAUGUACUUUAG